CUACCAAUUUUUGCUUGUAAUCUGUCGGAGCUAUAACCUAAAACGUGAUUAGCGUCAACUAAUUAUUGCAUUAUUAUUGUAUGUUAAAGCUUUUAUAUAAUCGAAAUAAGUUAUUUCAAUAAAUAUAUAAAAAAUGCCGGACCAUUUAGGAGAAGAUAUGCGUAAAGUAAAAACGGAGGAUGAAAAAGAAGAGAAGGAAAUUAAGUCUCUUGAUGAAGCUGAUAUCGCGUUACUAAAAACAUAUGGUCAAGGUCAAUAUACGAAGAGUAUAAAGGCAGUUGAAGAAGAUAUACAAACUAUAAUCAAGCGUGUAAAUGAAUUAACAGGAAUUAAAGAAUCAGACACAGGUUUAGCACCUCCAGCUCUUUGGGAUUUAGCAGCAGACAAACAAACUCUUCAAAAUGAGCAACCUUUACAAGUUGCUCGUUGUACCAAAAUUAUUAAUGCUGACUCUGAUGAUCCAAAGUAUAUUAUAAAUGUGAAGCAAUUUGCUAAGUUUGUAGUCGACUUGGCAGAUACAGUAGCACCAACGGAUAUAGAAGAAGGCAUGAGAGUUGGAGUAGAUCGUAAUAAGUAUCAAAUUCAUAUCCCAUUACCACCUAAGAUAGAUCCAACUGUUACCAUGAUGCAAGUAGAGGAAAAGCCAGAUGUAACGUAUAGCGAUGUAGGUGGUUGUAAAGAACAAAUAGAGAAGUUGAGAGAAGUGGUAGAAACACCCUUACUUCAUCCAGAAAAAUUUGUCAACUUAGGUAUUGAACCUCCUAAAGGUGUAUUACUGUUUGGACCACCUGGAACUGGUAAAACAUUAUGUGCAAGAGCAGUGGCCAAUAGAACAGAUGCCUGUUUUAUACGUGUUAUUGGUUCAGAAUUAGUUCAAAAAUAUGUUGGAGAAGGUGCAAGAAUGGUAAGAGAAUUAUUUGAAAUGGCACGUAGUAAAAAAGCUUGUUUAAUAUUUUUUGAUGAAAUUGAUGCCAUUGGUGGUGCUCGUUUUGACGAUGGAGCUGGUGGUGAUAAUGAAGUACAAAGAACGAUGUUAGAAUUGAUUAAUCAAUUAGAUGGCUUUGAUCCUCGAGGUAAUAUCAAAGUUUUAAUGGCAACUAAUCGACCAGAUACGUUAGAUCCAGCAUUAAUGCGGCCAGGACGUUUGGAUAGGAAAGUUGAGUUUGGUUUACCGGACCUUGAGGGUCGAACUCAUAUUUUUAAAAUUCAUGCGCGUUCAAUGAGCGUUGAAAGGGAUAUUAGAUUUGAGUUACUUGCUCGUUUAUGUCCUAAUAGCACAGGAGCUGAAAUACGGUCAGUAUGUACGGAAGCUGGAAUGUUUGCAAUUCGUGCACGUCGCAAAGUAGCAACAGAAAAAGAUUUUCUCGAAGCUGUGAACAAAGUUAUUAAGUCCUAUGCUAAAUUCUCUGCUACUCCUAAAUAUAUGACUUAUAAUUAACUACAUUUAUUAUAAUGAAAUACAUAGGAAUUUCUUGAUAAAAGUACUGGAUAAUAAAAUAAUAUAAUAUUGAAAAA
Molecule: messenger RNA, 1515 nt
Organism: Vespa crabro (European hornet)
Lineage: Eukaryota; Metazoa; Arthropoda; Insecta; Hymenoptera; Vespidae
Gene: Rpt1
Product: 26S proteasome regulatory subunit 7
Exons: 6
Coding region: 134-1438 (434 amino acids)
Biological process (GO): proteasome-mediated ubiquitin-dependent protein catabolic process
Cellular component (GO): proteasome regulatory particle, base subcomplex
Molecular function (GO): proteasome-activating activity; ATP hydrolysis activity; ATP binding
Source: RefSeq, a predicted model, not a curated record